GAGAACUUCAGAGAGAUUCAGACAGCAUGGCUCCCCACACACUGCUGCUACUCCUGGCUCUGGUCACUGGCACAUCCUGCUCACACUUCGCAGGUGGCCAGAUGAGCUACUACCCAAAGGGACAAGACAUCUAUGGAAACUAUCAGGUGGACCUGCACUUCAAGGAGAGCUUCCUGGGCUCCUGUAGCCUCAGUAACCCUUGGACCUGCUCCACUGGGGACUGCGGGGUUGUUGCUUCAACUCAAAUCAGCGCUGUAUCCAGUGGAAGUGAGGCUUGUCAACAAGAGGGAAUCGUGCAGGUUAACGUGACAACGAACAAGCCUUUUGAAAUGAGCUACGGUUCAUGUUGCUGGGUGAACAAUGUACGGACUGGUUCUGGCCCCUGGAAUUUGGUGUCACAUGUGGAUCUGGGAAUCAGGUCAGACACAAGAGCUCCAAAUAGAUCUCCACUAACGACUAUCCUGCCGGUUAUCAGUCUUGCAAAGAACUGUCCUGCCACAAUCAAACUGUUGAGUCAUGACCAGGAUGGAGACCGGGUCAGAUGUAGAUUUGGAAAUAAUGGUGACUGUGGUAUGUGUGCUUCCCACACACAAUUCCACCUGGAUGAAGAGACCUGUGAGCUGCAUUACCGUGGCAAUGCUACCACUGGUACCCAUGUGUUUGAAAUUGUUGUGGAGGACUUUCCCAGAAAAGCUAUCUGGCUAUCUUACUCUGAUGGAACUAAAACAGUCAAACACCCACUGCCUUCAACUCCCAGUAGCUCCGUAAAACCAAUAAGCAAGGUUCCUUUGCAUUUUGUUAUCAAGGUGAAGCCAUCAUUGGCAAGCUGUACUGCAGGCUUGCUCUUACCUCUUCUUGUGACCCCAAGUCCACAAUAUGGAGACAUCUUGAAUGCCACAGUCGGCGAACCCCUGGAAAUCCACAUUGCUGCACAGGCUCAGCCAAGCAUUACUGACAUUGUGGCGACUGGGCCUUUAGGCAUCAGUCACACCUUUAAUAUUGGAUCUGGUAAAAUGAUCACAAAAUGGGUGCCAAAAGAAAGAGAUGUGGGUGACCAUUUUCCUGUCUGCUUCAGUGCAGAGUCCCGAAGUGGGGGGAAUUCCUACCAUUCAGCAAUGCGAUGUGUCAUUGUGAGGGUUGUGCCUAAAAUUGGUGAAAUGAAUGUGAUUUGCACGGAGACAACCAUGACGGUCGAAGCUGAAAGGUCCUUAGUCCAUGGAUUGGAUCAAACUUCCUUAAACCUCCUCGACCCGUCAUGCACAGUGUCUUCCAAUAACACCCAUGUGUUCGCCACCGUACCCCUGGACGCCUGUGGGACACUGGCUGUGGGGUCAAGUGACAAUGUCACCUUCAGUAAUGAACUUAUGAAGAUAGAAAAAGCUGGCGCUGUCAUUACCAGGACAGAUGACGUGGAGCUUCAGUUCUCAUGUAGCUUCACUAAAAAGGGGAGUGUAUCUACAUACUUCAAGGCACUCAAACUUACCAAGACGUUCGUGGAGGAAGGCUUUGGCAAGUUCUCCUUUGAGUUCCAGUUCUUCCACAGUCAGCAUUAUGAAAUAAAUGUGGACCCCAGUACUUACCCCAUCGAAGUAAGGCUGAAGGAAAUGAUCUACAUGGAAAUCAAAUCAAAAUCCUCCCUUCAAAACACCGUGCUCUUUGUGGAGUCCUGCAAAGCCACCCCAGAAGAUGACCCCAACCACGCCACAUUUUACAGCAUCAUUGACAAUGGCUGUAACAUGGAUAAAACUCUGCAAGUGUAUCCAUCUCAGAGCAAUGAAUUCCGCUUUGGAAUGCAAGCGUUCAAAUUCAUUGGGAUGCACACUGAGGUGUACAUGAGCUGCUCAGUCAUGCUGUGUCUGGCUGGAGAUCCUAACACAAGGUGUGCACAAGGGUGCAUCAGUCAGAGCCAUAUUGUUAAGAGAUCUGUGCCUGGACAGACUGCCAGACACGACAUAAUGCAGGGCCCAUUGCGGCUGAAGAGGAGCUCCGAUGAUGAAGGUCUUCGUGUUUCCAGUGCUCCCAGUGUGAACUUCAACCUGAAUUUCCUGGCUGUAACUUUGCUGGCUGCUGUGGCCCUUGUGUGUGCAGUGGUGGUCUACAAGAUAAAGAAGUCAAGUGUCGGUUACAAGCAACUUCCCUCCUCUCAAAUCUGAGGCUAUGUCAGAAUAAAAGUCAACAAAUUUAAAUGCAAUUGCAAAUCAUUUGCAAACAACACGUUGGGAUACAUGUAAAUAUUGGGGUAGUAUUUGAUAAUAGCUUAAAACAGGAUUAAUGCAUGACUUCUUACAAGAGACAGAGUAGCACUUUAAGCUCAUUCCUUCUACCUAAUAAUAGAUUUAAGCUGGUGUUGUCUCGCACAUGAAUAAUUUUUUUAGAGUGGGAUAUGCUAAAAAAGUAAAUUGAAAAAGUAACUAUUAUUUAAAAUUAUGAAACAAUAUUGUUAAAUAGUGUAAAAUAUUUGUUGAAGUGUGCUGAACUACAUAAAACAAUGCUGUGUUUUUCACAGGGUGAUUUUGGUGUUUGAUCUUUCUUUAAUAAAAUUUGUUUUGUGUUUA
Conger conger (European conger) is the source of this 2555-nucleotide messenger RNA. RefSeq lists its product as uncharacterized. NCBI's taxonomy places the organism in Eukaryota, Metazoa, Chordata, Actinopteri, Anguilliformes, Congridae. The transcript has 13 exons. The record is from RefSeq and is a predicted model, not a curated record. Bases 27 to 2153 code for a protein of 708 amino acids.